Messenger RNA from Prorocentrum cordatum, 1801 nucleotides. Lineage: Eukaryota; Dinophyceae; Prorocentrales; Prorocentraceae. The record is from the annotation of a GenBank genome assembly.
GGAAGCUCAGGACACGGACGCAUCUUACUUGCACGAGGGAUCGUGACGUCAGGACCCCCAUCUUUUUUGUACGAGGCCGACCCGUCUAGAUUUAGGCCCGUCGCCGUUCUGGCUCAAGAGCUUUCUGCAGCCAGCCUGAUCCGCGAGCACUCCCAGCCACAUCCCGAUCUGCCACCAAUGACCUCGGCCACGGAGCGCAUGGAGCUCGCGGAGGUCGGCGGCGAGGCGAGCGGGUCGGAGCAGUUCUUGGUCCAGGAUGCUCGCGCCAGGCGUUCGCCCUGGCGGGUGGCGGGUGGCGCAGGUGUGGCCGCCUUGCUCCUGGCCGGCGCAGGCGCAGGGGCAGCGCGCUUGGCGCUGCACGGGGCGGCCUCGGACACGGACCGCCUCCAGAGCAAGGUGCAGACGGUUGCCCUGCCGCCGCGCGACAAGUGCGCCAGCACGGACGACGACUGCUACAGCCUGGGGUGCUGCAACGUUGCGGGCCUGAACUGCUUCGAGACCAAGCCGGGGAAGGGCAAGUGCCUGAAGAACUGCACCCCCAGCGCCUCCCAGUUGUGCGUUCAGACGCAGCCGAUCAUGGACCCGAUCCUCAAGGAUGCCGACUGGUACGGCCCGUCAUUGUACUGCUUCGCAGUGGUCAUGCAGGACAUCGGCAGCACAAAGAAGAUGUACGACUUGGAGCUGCUCCAGGGAGCGUACGGCAGGAAGACCAGCAUCUUCGGGUGCGAGAACUGGGGAGUAUUCAGCGACAAGGAGGGGGAGGUCGGGCCCGGCGCUCCGCUCGUGAAGCUGGAGGAUGCCGACGGGGACUUCCAUUUCGCGAAGAGAGAGGAGACCGGCACCUGGCUGAACACGGGCUUGCAUUACCAGGCUUGGAAGGCAAUUGGGGAAGCCGGCGUGUACAAGAGCGCAAGCUGGGUCGUGAAGGUCGAUCCAGACGCGGUGUUCGUGCCGAGCCGCUUGGUGUCUUACCUCUCUAGCAAGGUGGUCCCAGCCAACGGCCUCUACCUCGAGAACUGCAAAGGCGUGAAGUACGGGUGGUUCGGCAGCCUGGAGAUCUUCUCGGCGGUGGCCUUCGAGACGCUCCUGGGGUCGAUGGCCGCGUGCAAGGGGGGCACCGUCGAUUGGAAAACGGGCGUUGACGGAGGCAAGUACGGCCCCAUGGGCGAGGAUCUGUUUGCGCAGGUUUGCUUGGAUACGAACGGCGUCUCUCGUGGAGAGGCAUUCGGCACCAAGCUGGACGGAACUUGCGAGGCGGACCGGCCAACCGCCGAGAAGAAGAACAAGAAGUGGAAGCCCACGUGCGACGGCGAGAACUUCCCAGCGUACCACCCGCUGAUGAAGCCUGAGGACUAUAUGGCGUGCUUGGAUGCCACCACCAACGCAUUUGGCUACUGAGCGCCCUGCAGCAGGCAGUGAAGCCGCAGUGCGCCAGGCAUAGCGCCCUGUCCGCUUGCCUGCUGUGCCCCGCGGCCGCCGUUUUUUGGUCGUGCAGGCAUUGUUCGCGCUGCCCUGGCCACUCCUUAUCACACAAAGCUGGUGUUGGGCGAAGAUGUGUCCGAGGCAGCAGGCAGCCUGGCUGCCUGCCUGGCGCUACUUAAUUCGGGCAGGCCCCCAUUGUCUUCCGGCUCGUUGUGACAACCCCAGUGGCCAGCGAGAGCAUCACCACAGUAGUUGUGCAGUUCCCUGCCGUGGGGAAGCUUCUGCUUUUCCACGGAGGCCUCUGCGGUGCUUUGAGCCUCAUGUGUGAAUCGGUUUUCCCGAUCUGCAUCGAUGCGGUGAGGCCAACAAAGAAUAGGGC